AUGCAGUUCAAGAACCUCAUCGUCCUCGCUGGCCUCGCCGCCGCCGCCCCCAACCCCGAUGUUGUUACCUUCAAGGGCACUGUUCUUCGUUCUGCCAGCCCUAUUCACCACCAGCCUGUUCAGGCCUCCAUGAACGGCCUUGCUGUCAAGCUCGACAACCAAGGCGCCAGCUGUGACCGCGGCGCCAAGGAGAACGACGCCACCUUCACACUCAACAAGAAGACCGGCGAACUCCUCCUCUACUCUCGCUCCAACCCUCGUCAACAGCUGUACACUGACCGAAGCGGUAUGGGCCAGGGUUUCCUGGGAUACCGAACUGGUGCUCAGCCUCUCUGCACCCGUUGUGAGCAGAACAAGUGGGCUAUCAACAAGGACGGCCUCCUCCAGUACGAUGGCGUCAACUACCGCGCCUGCCCUCAGGAGGACGGUUCUUACACCCUUUGGGUCAGCAACGUCUACAACCCCGGUGGUAACAAGGACUGUGUUGCCGCCUCCAUCGUCACCUCCAAGGUCGACGAGCCCGUCGGCUGCCUCUACUCCCAGCAGGGCCAGUAA
Fusarium coffeatum is the source of this 555-nucleotide messenger RNA. RefSeq lists its product as uncharacterized. The transcript has a single exon. The coding region runs from base 1 to 555 and encodes 184 amino acids. The record is from RefSeq and is a predicted model, not a curated record. Lineage: Eukaryota; Fungi; Ascomycota; Sordariomycetes; Hypocreales; Nectriaceae.